AUGACUACGUCUUAUACUACACCUCCCGCUUCUUCGGAGAGGCGCGCCAGCAUCGGCGAGACCUCUAACCCAAUCGUUAUCUCGUCACCUAGCCCCCAGUUAAAGCCAUUCAAGCCGCACCAGAUGCUGAUGCAGACUCCCGUCGAGAUUGAGUGUGGUCCAGAUCUCUCUAUCAAGCUUACUAUUCAUGAAGAGCUCCUGUGUUGCCAUAGCAAACUUCUCGAGGAGCGCUUCACCAAGGCCAAGAAUCUUAGAAAGCAGUUUGAGCAGACCGAUCACCUUCGUGACCAGAUCGCAGCACAUGUCUUCCCAGAGGUCACUGCAGAGGAAUUUGCAGCUGACGAUCACGAAGAGAAGGCACUGCCUCUGAUUAUCCGCGCAUACGAGAGGUUCCCCAUGCCUGGCUAUGGAUCGGCUAUCAAGAGAAUGAUAGACGAUGCAACGAAAGCAGAGGUCCAGUCGAAGCGUAUCAAGGCACGCAUGCUACAAGACGCCAUUCGAGAAGUGAAUACAAAAGUACGUCUAACCUACAUCAAUGCCUUUGGUUUGCACACAAUCACGGAGAAAUUGUUCUCUGCAAUUCACCGGAUCAACAAGAAGGAGAUUGAUAUAGCCAAACAUGAUGUUAUGCGAGCUGCAGCUCAGAAAAGGAUUCUUAUACCAGACGCUGAGCCGGAUACUUUUCAGUUAGUAAUGGAUUGGAUCUAUCAAGGAAAACUGGACUGCGAAGAUCCACAGCAGCUCUACAACACGUUACAGCUCGCCACACGAUUGGGUGUUACGGCACUGAGUGAGUUUUGUCACUCCAAGCUGUACAACGCCGCCAACGACAGCAUCCAAGACGCUCUGGCCAACGGCACAUCGCUCAAAACCUUGCUGGGAUAUGGGCUCGGUCCAGGUGAUCGCGUCUUGGAAGUAGUAUUCAAGCAUGCAUUCAAGGAUCAUGACGCACCAAAGAGACUUCGAGAGAUGGCCGUCAACACUCUGGCCAGCAACCUCGAUGGAGAGCUAUGGGCUGAAAUCAAUGAUGUGGUAAGCCACAGUGUGGCUUUGCAGAUCAUCGCAGCAAUGGUGGAAUAUCACGAGCAAGUUGCGGAAGGGCUGCUGAACCAUGAUACCAUUAAGCAUGUGGACGACAGAGCUCGCACUGUUUCCCCGAUGGCUGCCCUUGAUAACUGA
Molecule: messenger RNA, 1179 nt
Organism: Bipolaris oryzae ATCC 44560
Lineage: Eukaryota; Fungi; Ascomycota; Dothideomycetes; Pleosporales; Pleosporaceae
Exons: 3
Coding region: 1-1179 (392 amino acids)
Molecular function (GO): protein binding
Source: RefSeq, a predicted model, not a curated record